Messenger RNA from Chara braunii, 2715 nucleotides. NCBI's taxonomy places the organism in Eukaryota, Viridiplantae, Streptophyta, Charophyceae, Charales, Characeae. The record is from the annotation of a GenBank genome assembly.
GGACCCGACAGAGUGUACUCAGCCCUCUGUCGCCGUACCGUCUGCGCCCCCGCUGACCACCUGUCUCCCCUCCUUCCCCGCCACGACUACCGACGCGUCGAGCCAUUCGCUCAACCCGUUGCAGCAAGCUGCUUGCGACUCGCGAGGACGUUGUGUCCUCUCUUCUGGACUUGAGCAUGCUCCAAGCUCGUCAGGAGCGACUCACCCUCCAUGUCGCUGCACUGCGUCGCCUUCUUACCAUCCUCUCUGACCCUGAUCGCACCCUCCCGAUCAUCCCAGUACGACUCGGGACCUCCACGAGGGUGUACUCAGCGCUGUGGGAUUCCGGUUCUCAGGGCGACUUCAUUCACCCACGCGUGGUGAAAGAAGCCCGCUUACCCACGACAGGGUCUCCGACUCCCAUAUCCGUUACCUUAGGGGAUGACAAGACCCAACGCUUCUUCAACCAGACGGUCACCGACCUCCCUUUCUUCCUCACUCUCGAGCCGACUGAUCGUUCUUCGGCGUCUCGUCGCCACCGCUCCUCUGCACAUUUCGAUGUGAUGGAGAUGGGGUACGACUUCAUUCUCGGCACUCCGUGGUCUCGCGGGUUCCGCAGCAUCGAGGUCGAUUGGGUGACCAACACUCUCGUUCUCAAAACGAAGUGUGGACAGACGUAUCGCGUACCUUUCAUAGGUACCACCGCGACACCACGCCCGGAUCCUCCUCCCCCGGAGCCUUCCGCGCCCACACCAUCUCCUGCUAUCACUGUCACCUCGCCUCAGCAGUUCGCUCACUUCAUUCGACAGGACGAUGUCACCUUCUUUAUGGUGGACGUGACGGAUCUCUUACACUAUGAUCCACCCUGUCCCGACGCCGAGCUCAUCCCUCUGGAGCCAGAUCCUCCCUCUAUCUCCAUGGCUCCCGUCUCUACUUCCGUCCCUCCGCCGUCCGUCAAAUCCACCCCGCCGUCGCGCGCUGACGUUGACGCUGAGGAACUCGCACGAUAUACGGCUGACUUGGAGCCCGCAGUUCGUGACCUCAUCCGAGAGUACCACGACGUUUUCCCAUCGUCGUUCUCGUACGCCGGCAUCCCAYCGAUGCRUGACGUCGAGCACUCCAUUCAGCUCGUGCCUGACUAUCGUGUUCACCACCAGGCACCCUACAGACUCUCGAUCCCCGAGGCCACCGAACCCAAGCGUCARCUUGAGGAGCUCCUGAGACUGGGUUUCAUUAAACCCAGCAACUCCCCGUGGGGUGCACCYGUSCUCUUUGCUCGCAAAGCGGAUGRAACUCUUCGUCUCWRCAUCGRCUACCGCGGCCUYAACCACUACACGGUUAAGAACAACUACCCCAUGCCUCGUUCCGAUGAGCUGUUCGACCGCCUAGCAGGCAACCGCUUCUUUACGAAGAUUGAUCUUCGUCGCGGUUACCAUCAGAUCCGCGUCGCUGCAAUCGACCAGCCGAAGACCGCGUUUCGAUCGCGCUUCGGCCACUACAAUUUUACGGUGAUGCCAUUCGGCCUCACCAAUGCACCCGCCACCUUCCAGAGGGCGAUGAACGACAUCUUYAGGGACAUCCUGGAGCAGUACGUUCUCGUCUACCUCGACGAUAUUCUGGUCUACAGUCGUACCCUUGAGGAGCUCCUUAAACACCUCCGCGACGUCCUUGACCGAUUGUGCAGACAUGGCUUUUACGCCAAGCUGAGCAAGUGCCGCUUUGCCCAACACAAAGUGGAUUUCUUAGGACACUACUCCAUCUCGAUGGACUUUAUCGGUCCCCUUCAUCCUCCGACCCCUCGCGGUCAUGAUGCUAUCCUGGUCGUCGUUGACCGUUUCACGAAGCGUGCACRCUUUGUUCCGUGCCGCUAUGCCAUCAGUGCACGUGAGGUCGCCGACAUCGUGUUUGACCGAGUCGUGCGUGACCACGGCUUAUCUCUGAGCAUCAUAUCUAACCGUGACCCUCGCUUUACCAGCCGAUUCUGGCGACGGCUCCACGAGGUGUACGGCACUCAGCUACGCUUUUCCUUGUCUUACCAUCCUCAGACUGAUGGUCAGACCGAGAUCACGAACAGGACUCUCGGAGAUAUUCUCCGAAAGAUUGUUUCUGACGACUUGCAGUGGGAUCUCCAUCUUGCCCACGCGGAGAUAGCCUACAACCACGCCGUCUCGCCAGCCACGGGGAUGUCGCCUUACUAUUGCGACCUCGGCUAUCACCCGUGUGUUCCCGCGGACUUCCUUCGACCGUCCCAGCUGCACCCUGACACGAGUUGUCCCCCACUGGAUGAUUGGGUUGCACACAUGACGUCGAUCAUGAAGACCGCACAUGAGCACAUAGCCGCUUCCCAGACUCGCAUGGCAGCACGUGCGAACCGAUCGAGAAUGGAUCACCCAUUAAAAGUCGGUGAUGAUGUGCUUAUCGACGCCUACCACUUACAGCUCGAAGCGGACACGCUUCGCAAGUUUCGGCGUCGCUUCUUUGGCAUAUGCCGCAUCCUCCAGGCCGUCGGUUCUGAUACGGCUUCUAGCCCGGUCAGCUUCCGUGUGAAGCUGCCCGACUAUCUACGCCAGGCUCGAGUGCACGAUGUCUACCACGUCUCGUUACUGCGUCCUUAUCGCAGAACGUCUGAGUAUUUCGCUGGACGACCAUACGAGCGCCCUCCGCCCAUAAUGGUGGAUGACCACUAGGAGUUCCUCGUUUCAGACAUCAUUGGUCGCCGAGUCACCAAUGACAACC